Ochotona princeps (American pika) is the source of this 2155-nucleotide messenger RNA. It is a transcript of the gene EPB41L4A, whose product is annotated as erythrocyte membrane protein band 4.1 like 4A. Gene Ontology annotation, cellular component: cytoskeleton. The record is from RefSeq and is a predicted model, not a curated record. The coding region runs from base 25 to 2028 and encodes 667 amino acids. NCBI's taxonomy places the organism in Eukaryota, Metazoa, Chordata, Mammalia, Lagomorpha, Ochotonidae. The transcript is spliced from 22 exons.
CGGCGGGACGCGGCGGCAGCCGCCAUGGGCUGUUUCUGCGCGGCGCCCGAGGACUUUUACUGCGAAGUUCUGCUCCUGGAUGAGUCCAAGCUGACCCUCACGUCGCAGCAGCAGGGCGUCAAGAAAUCGACAAGAGGCUCUGUCGUUCUGGAGCACGUGUUCCGGCACAUCGACCUUGUGGAGAUAGAUUAUUUUGGGCUGCGUUACUGUGAUAGAAGCCACCAGACGUACUGGCUGGAUCCUGCGAAGACCCUCGCGGAACACAAGGAGCUCAUCAACACUGGACCUCCAUAUACUUUGUAUUUUGGUAUUAAAUUCUACGCUGAAGAUCCGUGUAAGCUUAAGGAAGAGGUAACCAGAUAUCAGUUUUUCUUGCAGGUGAAACAGGAUGUCCUCCAGGGCCGGUUGCCCUGCCCGGUCAACAUUGCAGCUCAGCUGGGAGCACAUGCCAUCCAGGCUGAACUCGGAGAUUACGACCCAUAUAAACACACUGCAGGAUAUGUUUCAGAAUACCGGUUUGUGCCUGAUCAGAAAGAAGAACUUGAAGAAGCCAUAGAAAGGAUUCAUAAAACUCUGAUGGGGCAGGCACCUUCUGAAGCUGAACUCAGCUACCUGAGGACCGCCAAGUCGCUGGAGAUGUAUGGCGUGGACCUUCACCCUGUCUACGGAGAGAACAAGUCCGAGUAUUUCCUGGGAUUGACUCCUGUUGGUGUUGUUGUCUACAAGAACAAGAAGCAAGUGGGGAAGUACUUCUGGCCUCGGAUUACCAAGGUUCACUUCAAGGAGACUCAGUUUGAACUCAGAGUGCUGGGAAAAGAUUGCAAUGAAACUUCCUUCUUCUUCGAGGCACGGAGUAAGACUGCUUGCAGGCACCUGUGGAAGUGCAGCGUAGAGCAUCAUACAUUUUUCAGAGUGCCAGAAACCGAGUCAAGUUCAUUGUCAAGAAAACUUAGCAAGCUUGGAUCCAUCAGUCAGAAGCACCGGUUCAGGACAGCCUCGCAGAUGAGCCGAGACCUGUCCGUCCAGCUCCCACGGCCAGACCAGAACGUAGCAAGGAGUCGCAGCAAGACGUACCCUAAGAGAGUGGUGCCCACGCAGCCCACAGGAGCCAUCAGCACAAAUCGGAUGACUGUGGACGUGGAGAACGGAGAACAUGAAGGGACAGCUCAAGUUAUCACAGCUUCACCCGGGAAGAGCUUUAAGAAAUCCAAGAAUGAAAACAGUCCUGAUGUUCAGAGAAGCAGGCCCCACGCACCGUGGGAGGAGGACGGGCCGCAGGGGGGGCUCUACCACUCUGCUAAUGACCGCACCAGGUCCCCCAAGUUUCCCUGUACGCGCCGCCGAAACCCUUCCUGUGGAAGUGAUGAGGCUGCGCAGCCCAUGAGAAGAAGGUCACGCUCGCGCUGUAACACCAGCAGCGGCAGUGAGUCGGAAACUUCCAGUAGAGAGCACCGGAAGAAGAGAACCCGAGCCCGACAGGAGAAUGACGUGGUCGACUCGGCGCCUCAGUGGGAAGCCGUGCUCAGGAGACAGAAGGAGAAAAGCCAAGUGGACCCCAGCAGCCGGCGUUCCAGACACCGAUCUCGCUCGCGGAGUCCAGACAUCCAGGCGAAAGAGGAAUUGUGGAGGCACAUUCAAAAGGAGCUCGUGGAUCCCUCUGGGUUGUCGGACGAGCAGCUGAAGGAGAUCCCGUACACUAAAGUGGAGACUCAGGGUGACCCUGUCCGCAUCAGACACUCGCAUUCGCCACGCAGUUACCGCCAGUACCGCCGGUCCCAGUGCUCAGAUGGAGAGCGGUCGGUUCUCUCAGAGCUGAAUUCCAAGACGGACCUGGUUCCCCCCCUGCCGGUGACUCGCUCCGCAGAUGCGCAGGGCUCCGGAGGUGCCACGGUGCAUCAGAGACGAAAUGGGUCUAAAGAUAGCCUCAUGGAAGAAAAGCCUCACGUGUCUACAAGCAACCUGGCUGGGAAACACACGGCAAAAACCGUCAGGACUGUCCAGGCCUCCCGUCUCAGGACCGAGAGCUGACCCUGGCCGUGCCACAGGAGCCACAUUCCUGCUGGAUAGGCCUGCCCCAGGAUGAAGAGCUGACCCGAGCAGAGGGCUGCGGACUGGCCAGGGUGGCACCACGGGCACCCUGACGGGACAAGUGCCU